This is a messenger RNA of Gadus macrocephalus (Pacific cod), 1421 nucleotides long. Its product is annotated as E3 SUMO-protein ligase ZBED1-like. The record is from RefSeq and is a predicted model, not a curated record. Gene Ontology annotation, molecular function: protein dimerization activity. The transcript has 2 exons. Bases 636 to 1370 code for a protein of 244 amino acids. NCBI's taxonomy places the organism in Eukaryota, Metazoa, Chordata, Actinopteri, Gadiformes, Gadidae.
UUAGCCGAAGGAGUUGCUAUAACGUGUGACGGUUGGUCAUCAAGAGCUACUGAAUCCUACAUGACCAUAACGGCGCAUCACAUCACGGAUGAAUGGCAGCUUUUAGCUCAUGUUCUUCAAACCAGGGCGAUGCAUGAGAGUCAUACCGGGGCUAAUGUGGCUGAGGUGCUGAAAACGGCAACCGAAGAGUGGGGCAUCUCUAACAAGCCGAUUGUUUUGGUAACGGACAAUGCGUCCAACAUGGUAGUGGCUGCGCAGGUCGGGGGCUACCUUCACGUGAAAUGUUUUGCCCAUACCCUCAACCUCGCCUCACAGCGCGCACUUAAGCUGCCUGCUGUCGCUAGGUUACUGGGAAGAGUCCGGAGAAUAACCACUUUUUUCCACCGCAGUACAAUCGCCAACUCCAUGUUGCAACAAAAACAAAAGCUCCUGGACCUCCCCACUCACAAGCUUAAGACCGAUGUUGUGACCCGUUGGAACAGUGGCUACGAAAUGCUUCAGCGUUUCUUGGAACAACAACCAGCGAUCUGUGCUGCUCUGUUGUCCUCUGACGUCAGGCGGUCAGGAAGUGAUAUUUGCACCCUCAACGAAAAUGACAUUACAGACGCUGAGGACAUAAUGCAGGCACUCGACCGAUGUUUGUAGCCACGAAAAUAGUUUCAGAGGAGAAGAAUCCCACUUUGUCCAUCAUUGCUCCAGUGCAUGCAAAGCUGCUAAAUGACACACAUCAGGCAAUGGGGGACAAACCAAUUGUGAGGGACAUCAAACAGGCAAUAAAUCAAGAUCUGCAGAAGAGAUAUAGCACUGUUGAGGAGAAAAACACCCUCCACACAGCAUCGGCCCUGGAUCCACGAUUUAAGUCACUGCCUUUCCUGACCACAGAUGACAUCAGUGCCACAUAUUCCAAACUGGUUGUGGAGGCAGCCAGCCUUCAGCCCACUAUUAGGCAAGAAGAGACCAGCAGUGCCUCUGGAAUAGAAAUGGAUGGACAGGAUCUUGAGGUGCUUGAGGAGCCACAACCUAAAAGAAGAUCUGGGCUAGCUGAUUUACUGGGAGAAACAUUUUCUACCACAGCCCCACUAAAGUCAGCAUUUUCCCAAGCUGAAGAGGAAGUGAAGAGAUACCAGGAGGCUUCUCCACUGCCACUUGAAGAAAACCCUCUCAACUGGUGGAAAGCUCAUGAGAAAAUGUAUCCUUUCCUGGCCAAACUCGCCAAAAGAUACCUGAGCAUUCCAGUGUGCACAAGUGUGUCUGCUGAAAGGGUGUUCUCCACUGCAGGGGAUAUAGUCACAGCCCAGAGGAGCACUUUAACAUCUGAGCAUGUUGACCAACUGCUUUUUCUGAGCAAAAAUGCCAACAUUCCAAAAUGAAUUUAACAUUUUGGUUCAUGACCUUGCAGCCAACUAGACUGGACUCUAGCA